Messenger RNA from Acipenser ruthenus (sterlet), 1390 nucleotides. RefSeq lists its product as uncharacterized. The transcript has 6 exons. Bases 525 to 1136 code for a protein of 203 amino acids. NCBI's taxonomy places the organism in Eukaryota, Metazoa, Chordata, Actinopteri, Acipenseriformes, Acipenseridae. The record is from RefSeq and is a predicted model, not a curated record.
AAUAUCAUUCAGGAAAAAAAUACAAAAAGAAAAAACUCUCUGACGCCACCUACAAAAGAAACUGGAAUAACACAGCGAAACUAAGAAAAUUCAAUCUCUGUGCUGCCACCUUGAAAUAAAAUCGGAGUAACACAUGAAAUCGUCUACUGGCAGAAUGAACUCGAGAAUCCAUUCAUCCAUUAUCUGUAACCGCUUAAUCCUAGAGGGUUGCGGUGAGCCAGAGCCUAACCCGGCAGACAUAGGGGUGCAAGGCGGGACUACACGCCAGUCCAUCGCAGGGCAACUAAGAGAUGCCAAUCCAUCUAGCCAGCAUGUUUUUGGACUGUGGUAGGAAACCGGAGUAAAAACACGGGGAGACCAUGCAAAUUCCACAGACAGACCUCUGAGUCCAGAAUCAAACCCCGGACCCUGGAGCUGUGAGGCAGUAACGCUAACCACCGUGACCCGGAGAAUGCAGGAACGCAAAUAAUUUAAUGCAUGCAAAAAUGUGAUCCCGCGUCUGCUGUCCCUCACUUCGAUUGAUUAUGACUUCCAAGGUUUGUUACAAUUAUAAACGUACUGGGAUUCCAAAACUCCCGAAAGCAACUGGACAAAGGAUGUUAUUUACAGGACCGGGUGGCAUAGGUGAUUACAGAGCAAAAAAUGCUGAUUUCCCACAUCACAUUGGCGAAGGCGAGCUGUCUCGUGAGGCUACCAGCAGGCUGGAUUACCUGUACCGCGCUGCCCCAGGGUCCCCGGCUCCAAGGCCUAAACACUGCUAUGUAGGAGGAGUUGGCUGGGGAGUCCUGGAGUAUAGUGUGUUAAAUAGCAGGACUCUUAAGAGCAACAUGCAGUUCAAGCUGGUGAAUUUUCGUCAGGCUUGUGAAGACAAAGUGACUCACAGGUAUCAAAAUCCAUGGCAACCUUCCCCACAUAUUCUUGAUGAGCAGCCCGGAAGAGCCCGCAGUAAACUAGGAUGGACUCACAACCUCUACGAUGAUUACUGUUAUGGAAACAGCACAUGGACCCGUCGAUACGGAGAUAAGAAAUUGCCUGCUGCUACCCCAAUCUGUGUGUUAAAGAAUCGAAGAGCUCAACAAAGUCCCCGUGUUUUUUCUGAAGAAUCGAUUGGUUUUCACUCCGCUCAAAGAAACUGAUGGAAAAAGUGCUUCCAACGCAUCUCGCACCCACUACUAUGGCAUUUGUCUGAUAAUCAAUAAUAUUAAAAUCAGACAACUCCUAAAAGCAAAAAUGAUGUGUGUAUCUGUUUCCUCUGAAAGUAGGUUGGACCAAUUAAAUUUACCAAGUCUGUGUUGAUUUUCUUUUUUGAUUUUGGUGUGAAAUUCCCUAAAUGAAGGGAAGGCAAUAGAAAGAAACAAUACAGCAUGACUAAAUCAUCACAAACUGACGC